This is a messenger RNA of Rubroshorea leprosula, 4086 nucleotides long. The record is from the annotation of a GenBank genome assembly. NCBI's taxonomy places the organism in Eukaryota, Viridiplantae, Streptophyta, Magnoliopsida, Malvales, Dipterocarpaceae.
CUCAAAUAAUUAAGAAUUUAAAUUCAAACUUUAAAACGGGAAUAAGGGGAAGGAAAAGGCCACCUUGUAUUGACAUUUUUAACUGAAAAUUGAAAGGCGGCGGCAAGGAAAAUAGAAAAGGCUAUCAAUUUAUCAAUUUAUCAUGUGAGUGGAUAUUGCUAACGUUGAUUGAGUUGAGUAGCUGAGCUCUGUCUGACGCCGCGAAACAGUGCUCCCUGUGCCGCUCAUCCAUGAAAUGUUGCUUCCUCUGCGCCACCACCCUCUCUCCCUUCCGCCCAACACCCAAACGGUACCCUCCCUUUCUUCUUUAACUACCAAAACUCUGUUCUCCCAGAAGCCUAAAACCACUGAAUUCACCAAGAAACCCCUUAUCCGGAGCUCCAUAUCCGACCCCAAAACACAAAUAGUUCCGAAAUCCGCCAUCGAACGCAUUGCUGACAAGCUCCGUUCCCUUGGUUUUACGGAAACCCAAGAUUCAAAACCCGAGCUUGAGUCAAAUUCUGCUGGGGAGAUAUUUGUGCCUCUUCCUCAGCAACUGCCCAAGUACCGGGUCGGGCACACCAUUGACACCAGCUGGAAUGCGCCGGAGAACCCGGUGCCGGAGCCGGGUUCCAAUGAUGGGAGUCUGAUGGCGGGAUUUAGUGAGAUGAAGAUGGAGAGGAAGGAUAUUAAGAGAGGGAAAGAAAGGAGGGUUCCGACAUUGGCGGAGCUAAGUCUGCCCGAGGAGGAGCUGAAGCGGUUGAGCAUCUUAGGCAUGGGAAUGAAGAGGAAUUUGAAAAUUGGGAAGGCAGGGAUCACUGAAGGGAUUAUGAACGGGAUUCAUGAGAGAUGGAGAAGGUCUGAGGUGGUCAAGAUAGUGUGCGAGGAUAUAAGCAAGAUGAACAUGAAGAGGACUCAUGAUUUACUAGAGAGAAAAACUGGAGGUUUGGUUGUUUGGAGAUCAGGAAGUAAAAUAGUAUUGUAUAGAGGGGUCAAUUAUAAGUAUCCCUACUUCUCUGCUGAUAAAAUUUCAGUGAACGACUCUUCUCCCAGUGGUUUACAGGAUCUAGACAAGGAUAAUGAAGAGCUUGGUGAAGCAGAUAGUUGUGCAUCUCACAUGGAUGGUGAAAAGCGUCUUCUACCAAGUGCAACCAAAAAAAUGACUAGACCAACAUUAGUUCAAGGUGUUGGUUUUCCAAAUAGAGUACGAUUUCAACUACCAGGGGAGGCAGAACUAGUAGAAGAAGCUGACCACUUGUUGGAUGGACUGGGCCCUCGGUUUACUAACUGGUGGGGAUAUGAGCCUCUUCCAGUUGAUGGUGAUCUUCUACCUGCAGUUGUUCCUGGAUACAGGAGACCCUUCCGCCUUCUUCCAUAUGGUGUGAAGCCAAUCCUGACAAAUGAUGAAAUGACCACUUUAAAAAGAUUAGGCCGACCCUUACCCUUUCAUUUUGUAUUAGGUAGAAAUAGAAAACUUCAAGGACUGGCUGCUUCCAUCAUAAAGCUGUGGGAAAAAUGUGAGAUUGCCAAAAUUGCAGUUAAGAGGGGGGUGCAGAACACUAAUAGUGAAAUGAUGGCUGAAGAAUUAAAGUGGCUGACUGGAGGAACUCUGCUUUCAAGAGAUAAGGACUCUAUUGUUUUAUAUCGUGGAAAAGAUUUCCUGCCAUCUGCUGUUUCAUCUGCCAUAGAAGAGCGGAGAAAGCAGGUAAUUCAGGGGGAAAAACAGAGUGCAGAAUCUGCAGAUUGUAGUGUAUCCCCUAAACCUGUACCGGAUCUUAAAGUUGGGAGUAAUGAAAGUUGUUCUGGAGAAGAAGAUGGGGGGCCCCAAGAUCAGAAAAGCAAUCUCCUGGAUGAGCCAAAAAACAUAACGUCUGCUGAAGCAGCUGUCAAAAGGACUAAUAUCAAGUUGUCCAUGGUACUAGAAAAGAAAGAAAAGGCAGAGAAGCUUCUGGCUGAGCUAGAGGAGGCAGAACUGCCUGGACAAUAUGAAGUAGAUAAGGGGGGUAUAACAGUUGAAGAGAGACAUUUGCUUCGGAAGGUUGGCUUGAGAAUGAAGCCUUUUCUCUUAUUGGGUAGACGUGGUGUUUUUGCAGGAACAGUUGAAAAUAUGCAUCUUCACUGGAAGUAUAGGGAACUUGUGAAGAUAGUUGUUAAGAAAACAAACAUUGAAGCUGUUCAUCGAGUAGCCCGGACCUUAGAGGCUGAAAGUGGUGGAAUAUUAGUAGGUGUUGAAAGAAUAAGUAAGGGAUAUGUAAUCAUUGUUUAUCGUGGAAAGAACUAUCAGCGGCCUGCUUCUCUGAGGCCCCAAACACUGCUUACAAAAAGAGAAGCAAUGAAGCGCUCCCUUGAGGAACAGCGUUGUAAGUCUUUGAAACUUCAUAUUUUGAAGAUUAACCAGAACAUAGAUGAAUUGAAACAUCAGAUGGCUGUAAACAAAGACACAAAUGGUGUGUUAUCUGUUGACAAAUCAAGUUUGCCGUUGCAAGAAGGAAUGCACUUUUCUACUAGUGUUAAUGCUGAGCACUGUGUCUCUGACAAGGAUCCCAUUGAAUCUUCAUCUGAAUUAACUAAAAGCAAAAUGGAUAUUUCAAUUUCGCCAGGAGUUGAUAAUAUGAUAGAAGGAAUGCACUUUUCUACUGCUGUUAAAGCUGACCACUGUGUCUCUGAUAAGGAUCCUGUUGAGUCCUCAUCUGAAAUAACUAAAAACAAAUUGGACGUUUCAAUUUCACCGGGAGUUGAUAAUGUGUUAAACAUGAUAGCUCCUGGAGCAAUAAGUCUUUCUAACAAAGACAGACUUCUCUUACGAAAGCAAGCUCUCAAGAUGAGGAAACGUCCCAUCCUUGCAGUUGGAAGAAGCAACAUUGUGACUGGUGUAGCAAAAGCAAUCAAGGAACACUUCAAGAAGCAUCCUCUAGCUAUUGUGAAUGUCAAAGGUAGAGCAAAAGGGACUUCAGUUCAAGAGGUAGUUCUAAAGCUACAGGAAGCAACAGGUGCAAUUUUCGUUUCUCAGGAACCUAGCAAAGUCAUACUGUAUAGAGGUUGGGGUGCAGAUGAUGUCUUUGGUGAGGCUGAUAAAGGGAAUGCAAGAGAUGCAGGGAAAACAUCAACUGGAAGAGAGAUAAGGAAUCAGCCUGCUGUGUCCCCUGAUCUUAUGGCAGCCAUCAAACUUGAAUGUGGAUUGUCUGAUCAUCAAAAGGAAGAGGCAACCUGAUAAACUGGAAUUUUGAGGUUGAUAAAGGUAUUUUUUAGUAACAGACAAAAGAAUACCUCAAUCUGUGCUCAGUACAUACUGCACAGCUCCACAGGCUGAUAAAGGUAGGUACUGUGCAUUCAAUGCAAACACAUACACCAUUUUUCCACAUGACUAAGUAUAACUGGGUUGUCUUGAAAUUCCUCUCUGCAUUCUGCUGCCAUUUUUCAUCAAGGAACAAGAUCGUGAGCUGACAUCUUCAAAGAAGUCAGGCAAGUCUGAUUUACCAGUGCUUUUUAAACCAUCAACUUGCUGUGCGAAAAAGAGAAAGAAAGAAGUAUUUGUCAAUUUAAUCUUUCUCUUUGUCUAGUGGCCAUUAGCCCAUAAUACUAACAUCUUGUGCAGCCAAUGUAUAUCCUACCUACCUUCUAUUCUGUGUAUAUUAGAUGGUGAUAAUCGAACUCAAAGUUGCAUAAUCUCUAUGUAUAGAAAGCAUGGUUGACACUUGAAAGAUAAGUUUGCUGCUUUCAUUUACAAUUUACAUACAUCAUAGAAAAAGGCUCAUGCUGUAACAUUUUGCUCUAGGAUUGUCCUUAUGGGAUUGCACAGUAGCAUUUUUCUUCAAUAUUGUCCUCACAUUGAACCUAGGCUAUAUACACCUUUAUCAAGCUGUUGUUUGUUGUUAUAUCAACUUGAUGCCAAAAUAAUAAUAAUUAAUUUAUUAUUAUUAUUAUUAUUAUUAUUAUUAUUAUUAUUUGCAGUUUAUGAUUAUUGUCUGGUAAAUUGGGGUUUAUUAAAAUCCAAAAGCUGGUUUUUGUGAAGUGGAAAUGGCCUGAAUGAACAGUGUAGCAGAGAGGGAGAGCCAUGUGAGUUUUAUGUGCGUGGUUAUUUCUAUACAAGAAACUGUUAAAGGCACU